Molecule: messenger RNA, 3561 nt
Organism: Anguilla anguilla (European eel)
Lineage: Eukaryota; Metazoa; Chordata; Actinopteri; Anguilliformes; Anguillidae
Gene: ankhb
Product: ANKH inorganic pyrophosphate transport regulator b
Exons: 12
Coding region: 657-2141 (494 amino acids)
Biological process (GO): phosphate ion transmembrane transport
Cellular component (GO): membrane
Molecular function (GO): phosphate transmembrane transporter activity
Source: RefSeq, a predicted model, not a curated record
GUAUGAAGCCGAGGCAAUGAACUUGAGCAGCACCGUUAAUGAUAGUCGAAGAAUAACGACAUUUUCACAGAAAUAAAUCGGCGCAACCUGGUUGUCGAUUACGUUAGCCUAUAUGUUGUGCGACUGUCUCUUAGCUGCGUUUUAUAUGCCUGGGUACCGUUGCCUGAGCGCAGCCGAUGACGUUGGCAAGAGGAGUGGUUUUAAAAUGACCCCCACGUGUUGUUAAGCGAUGAUGAUUAAAGUAGAGCUGCUUGGCCAUGGAGCCGUUAACAACAGAAUAGCGAGCAGAACGGACUGAAAUCGCUGACCCCGAAAUAGCUUCUCCGGUUGGUUAUGUAUUUUUCGAAAGAGGGACCUUGCAGCUAAAUCAUAUUGGUACUGCCGGUCAGAUUUUAUGUAUUUAUUUUUCUCACCACUGAUGGACGAACAAUGGAGAGGCUGUCAGCAGAAGUUUCUGGUGGCCCUCCUCUUUUUUUCUGCGGUACAUCAUUGUUUUUGAUGCUGUUGUUGUGUAGGAGUGCUGGGACGGACCGGAUCUUUUUGGAUUUCUGCUAGAAAACACCGAGAACACCAGCGGUACUGUUAGUCGCUAUCUUUUUUUCCCCCCAGCGGUUCCGCGCAGCAGAUGUUUUCGGUGCUGUCAUCCCGGCGAUAUUAUGGUGAAAUUCCCGGCGCUCACGCAUUACUGGCCUCUCAUCCGCUUUUUGGUUCCUUUGGCUAUCACCAACAUAGCCAUCGACCUCGGGGAACAGGCCCUUAACAGAGGAAUCGCGGCGGUUAAGGAGGAUGCGGUCGAAAUGCUGGCCAGCUACGGGCUGGCCUACUCCCUGAUGAAGUUCUUCACCGGGCCCAUGAGCGACUUCAAGAACGUGGGCCUGGUGUUCGUGAACAGCAAGCGGGACCGCACCAAGGCCGUCCUCUGCAUGGUCGCCGCGGGGACUGUGGCCAUCAUCUUCCACACCCUCAUUGCGUACACCGAUCUGGGAUACUACAUCAUCAACAAGCUGCACCACGUGGACGAUUCGGUGGGCAGCAAGACCAGGAAGGCCUUCCUCUAUUUGGCCGCGUUCCCGUUGCUGGAUGCGAUGGCCUGGACGCAUGCUGGCAUCCUCCUGAAACACAAGCACAGCUUCCUUGUUGGUUGUGCAUCUAUAUCUGAUGUCAUAGCUCAGAUUGUGUUCGUGGCCAUCCUGCUCCACAGUCGCCUGGAGUGCCUGGAGCCGCUGCUGAUCCCCAUCCUGUCGCUGUACAUGGGCGCCCUGGUGCGCUUCACCAUCGUGGGGCUGGGGUACUACCGGAACAUCCACGACAGCAUCCCCGAUUCAAGCGGGCCGGAAGUGGGGGGCGACGCCACCAUCCGGAAGAUGCUGGGCUUCUGGUGGCCCCUGGCCCUCAUCCUGGCCACCCAGCGCAUCAGCCGGCCCAUCGUCAACCUCUUCGUGUCCCGCGACCUGAAGGGCAGCGCCGCAGCCACAGAGGCAGUGGCGGUCCUGACCGCCACCUACCCAGUGGGUCACAUGCCCUACGGCUGGCUGACCGAGCUGCGGGCCGUCUACCCGGCCUUCGACAAGCAGAACCCCAGUAAUAAGCUGGUAAACACUGGCACCACGGUAACCAAGACGCACAUCAAGAAGUUCACGUUCGUCUGUCUGGCUCUCUCCGUCACGCUGUGUUUCGUGGUGUUCUGGACCCCUCACAUCUCUGAGAAGAUCCUGGUGGACAUCAUCGGGGUGGACCACGCCUUCGCCGAACUCUGCGUGGCCCCCCUGCGCAUCUUCUCCUUCUUCCCCCUGCCAGUGACCAUCCGGGCUCACCUGACAGGAUGGCUGAUGACGCUGAAGAAGACCUUCGUCCUGGCCCCCAGCUCCGUGCUGCGCAUCAUCGUCCUCAUCACCAGCCUCAUCGUGCUGCCGUACAUGGGGGUGCACGGGGCUACGCUUGGCGUGGGAUCUCUGCUGGCCGGCUUCCUGGGGGAGUCCACCAUGGUGGCGAUAGCAGCUUGCUACGUCUAUCGAAAACAGAAGAAAGAUGGGGAAGGCGAGGGCACAGCGGAGCACGAAGACUCCGCCCCCAUGAACGAGGUGAGGUCCGGGAACCAGCUGGACGACAUCGUCGAGCUGAGGGAGGAAGAGGACGAAUGAAGGAGGGACUCGGGACAGGACGAAGGAGAGAGAGAGAGAGAGAGAGCGAUAAGGGGGGAGCCCGCUCCUCUUGCUUACCGGGACGUUUCUCGAAAUCCUUUGCGGCCGUUUGUCGACACUCCCCCCCCCCGGCCCCCCUCCGCCCCCCUCCACCCGUGACCUGUGAUGUUAGCUGUGGCGCCAAUUCAUCUUUCCGAAAAAAAAAAAAACCCUGUCAAGAAGGUCAAGAGGAGUCGUGUCAAAACACCUGUCGGGAGAUGGAGAGUCCCGUGUGAGCAUGCAGCAGGCACGCGGCAGUCAUGUGCUGUAAAAUGGCCUCUUAAUGACGUAAAUAUACAUACAUAUAUAUAUAAAUAUAAUACACACUCAACACUGUCUUCCAGCUUUCAUCUGGUUACUGCCGAUGCAGGACGGUGAAGAUGCUGAUCUGUACCAAAGCGACGUCGGCGCAUCGACUACUUUCUCCUGUCCGCUUUAUAACCUUUAUCCUGCUACCGUCCUUUUCCAUUCAUGAACUUUAAACAAAACAAAAAAAAAAAAGAGGAAAUUUACAGUAACUUUUUAAUUGCUUUGAAAAUGCUGACUUUUUUUCAUUUGAAUGUACCGAGGACCACGGUGAGAGAGAGAGAAGGACACCGAGCUCUCGACGAACGACCCGCAGAGCUCGCGUUGACCAGCCCUGUUUUUUUUUGGUUCCGAAAAGAAAUGCUUUUGCUUUUAUAUCGUUGGCAAGACAGUUACGAGAAAAAGAGUAUAACUAUAUCUACAGAUUCCUAAUUUAAGUUGACUAUCGGAUAGCGAUAAGUGUUGUUUUCAUGACGUGUGAGUGCCGGUGGGUGCUUUUAGUGCCAUUUAAAGGAAUUAUUUUUUUAUCGCGUUGUGUCGUAGGUGUACAAAUAUCGGUACCGGUUUAUUUUGUACGGGUGACAUACUGUACCGCCAGACUGGCAGGGAAGGGGACGCAAACCGGGUGGCGGUCAAGUUGGGCCGCUCAACUACUUUUAACCGUCUGUUUGCCGCCAGUUCAGUUCCGUCCCGUCGGAUCUGGGCAUUUCUCUUUUUUGAUCUCAGGAUGUACCCCCAUGACGCACAUGGUCGAGUCCAUCUGUCGCUAACCCCCCCCCCCCGCUCCCCCCCCCCCCAUCCCGUGGCAGCCGAGCCCAGUGGCCAGUUUAACGUGCACAUGCGUCCGAAGGCGGCGUCCCGAUUAGCUUCUGUCGUUUUCGGGGCGGGCCGCUGCUGCGUGGCCCGGCCUCGCCAAGGGGAAAUUUUGUAUUGUGAAAUGACUGCUGAGACACGGCCAGCUCGACCCCCCCCCCGGCCGAGAAACGUGACUUCUGCUAUCCCUGUCUACGAAAAAAAAAACACAAAGGGACAGAGUUUAAGUAUUCUUCAGUUAUUAAAGGGUGAUUCAAUGGUU